Molecule: messenger RNA, 4853 nt
Organism: Poecilia reticulata (guppy)
Lineage: Eukaryota; Metazoa; Chordata; Actinopteri; Cyprinodontiformes; Poeciliidae
Source: RefSeq, a predicted model, not a curated record
AUGCCUAAAUAUCCUCUGAUCCUGCAGGAAGCAACCGCAGGGUGUGCGGAAAUUGAGAGAAAAAAGGUUAUUGCAUACAGAAUAAACCAAACAGGUUAUUGUUUUUUUUUUCCCCUUCUGUUUUGUUCAAUAACUUGUACUCUGUCUGUAGCUGCUACGUCUGUGCCAAAGAAGAAGAAGAGCAUGAAAGAGCUCAACAAAAAAGCCAUUGGGGGCCUUCUGGAUGCCUUCAAAGAGGAGCCGGAUGCCAAGCCUGUUCCUGAACCCUCAGUAGUCCAGGUCAGCCCUCCAGCGACAGCUGAGCCUCCCGCUGAAGUGGUAGAUGAGACCUGGGAGGAAAAAGAGGACAAGCAGAGUACUGAGCCGGACAAACUCAAAUCCACACUUGAGCCAACUGAGCAGAAAUACCAGUACAAAGAAGAACUGGGGGAGCCAAUAAACCCAGAAGCAAAGAAGCGGUAUGACAGAGAGUUUCUUCUGGGCUUCCAGUUUAGCAGCGCUAGUAUGCACAAACCAGAAGGUCUGCCUGUCAUCAGUGACGUGGUCCUAGACGAGGUAAACAAGACUCCGCUGCGACCUGUUGAUCCCAGUCGACUGAUGAGUGUGGGUUCGGAUUUCACUCCUACAUAUUUGGGGGGUCUCGGAGGCAAAUCUGCAGGACGACCCCAGCCCUCUGGGUCACAUCGCUCCCAGCAGAGCUUGCGAAAAGAGCCCAAGAAGAUCAUCAUCAUCAACAGCAGGUCCCUCACGGAGAACGUGCAGCUCAACAAGGCUGCGAACGCCUGGAAGCCUUCGACCAUAAAGCCCGAAGACGGCAACUCCGAAGAGGCCGACGCUGAGCAGGGAAAGACUCAGGACGUGUUCAAGCGUCUGCGCAGCAUCCUGAACAAGCUAACCCCGCAGAAGUUCCAGGAGCUGAUGAAGCAGGUGAUGGAGCUGAAAAUAGACUCCGAAGAAAGGCUGAAGGGAACCAUCGACCUCAUCUUCGAGAAGGCCAUCUCAGAGCCCAACUUCUCCGUAGCCUACGCCAACAUGUGCCGCUGCCUUAUAGGGCUGAAAGUGCCCACCCCGGAUAAACCUGGAAGCUUUGUAAACUUCCGCAAACUUCUCCUCAACCGCUGCCAGAAGGAGUUUGAAAAGGACCAGGACGAUGAUGAGUUUUUUGAGAAAAAGCAGAAAGAGAUGGAAGCUUCCAAGAAUGACGAGGAGCGUGAGCGCUUAAGGGUGGAACUGGAAGAGGCCCGAGACAAAGCUCGAAGGCGCUCGCUGGGUAACAUAAAAUUCAUCGGCGAACUCUUCAAGCUGAAAAUGCUGACGGAGGCCAUCAUGCACGACUGUGUGGUCAAACUACUGAAGAACCACGACGAAGAAUCUCUGGAGUGUCUCUGCAGACUGCUGUCCACCAUUGGCAAAGACCUGGACUUCGAGAAGGCCAAGCCUCGUAUGGAUCAGUAUUUCAACCAGAUGGACAAGAUCAUCAAAGAGAGGAAAACCUCGUCCAGAAUCCGCUUCAUGCUGCAAGAUGUUUUGGACCUAAGAAGGAAUAAUUGGGUUCCUCGUAGAGGAGAACAGGGUCCCAAAACAAUUGACCAAAUUCAUAAAGAUGCAGAGAUGGAGGAACACCGGGAACAGAUCAAAGUCCAGCAGCAGCUGCAGUCAAAGAAGGACAACCGGGGUCCGCACACGCCAGCAAGGGGCCGGGCCGCCCAGCCUCAAGACGAGGGCUGGAACAUGGUGCCCAUCUCCACMAAGAAUCGACCCAUCGACAUCACCCGCCUUAGCAAGAUCACAAAGCCUGGGGCCCUGGACUUCAACAAUCAGCGGCUGGCUCCGGAUGGGAAAGGCAUGUGGGGAAGCUGGGGAAAAGGCAGCAGCGGAGGAAGUGGAGCUAAACCAGCAAGUGGAGAGCAAGACUCUGGACGUCCAGCCACCAGCACUCUGAACCGAUUCUCAGCUCUGCAGCAAUCCGGGGCGAUGUCCUCAUCAACAGACACCGAUCGCAGAGUUCCUCAGAGGUCGAGCGGCAGUCGGGAACGUGGUGGUGACAGAGACCGGAAUGACCAUGACAGGGAUCGCUACGACAGGUUUGCUCGCAGCGAGAGACAGGACGGGAAUCAGUUCUCCAAGAGAAGUUUCAGCAGGGAAUCACAGGAGCGUGGUGGAAGGGGCGGAGACAGCCGGGCCGCAGCAGAUUCCGUGCGCCGCGUUGCCAGCAUGACCGACAAUCGGGACAGAGGAAGCAGAGACCGAGGCAGUCGGGACAGAGGAAGCAGGGACAGAGGAAACCGAGAGCAAGGCGGUCGGGACCGAGGUAGCAGAGACCAAGGCAGUCGGGACAGAGGAAGCCAUGACAGAGGAAGCAGGAGCCAAAGUGGUCGGGACACUGGUCCAAGCAAAGACCUUCCAGUUAAGCGGGAAAGUGUUCCUGCUUCUCUUCCCAAACCUGCCAUGACAGAAGAGGAGGUGAGGAAAAAGACCAAUGCCAUUAUUGAAGAAUACCUCCACAUCAACGACGUAAAGGAGGCGCUGCAGUGUGUUGCAGAGUUAAAUAGUGCCUCUCUGCUCUACGUGUUCGUGAGCUGUGGCCUCGAGUCGACACUUGAACGCAGCACCCUUGCCAGGGAGCGCAUGGGUUUGUUGUUACACCGGCUUGUAGAGGCAGGGACGUUGCCCGUACAGCAGUACUAUCAAGGGCUCCUAGAGAUCCUGGAAGUGGCAGAGGACAUGGCCAUAGAUAUACCUCACAUCUGGCUCUACCUGGCAGAACUCAUUACUCCCAUGCUCCAUGACCGGGGCAUCCCUAUGGGACAGCUCUUUAGGGAGAUCUCGAAGCCUCUUGUGCCUCUGGGGAAGGCCGGCUUGCUGCUGGCACAGAUUAUCAAGUUGCUCUGCAAAGGAAUGACUCACGAGAAGGUUGGGUCUUUGUGGAGAGAAGCCGGACUAAAUUGGAAUGAGUUCUUGUCCAAGGAUGAAGACGUCAACAAGUUUGUCACAGAUCAGAAAGUGGAGUUUACCACAGGAGAAGAGACUGAGUCGGAGGAAGCUGGAAUGAAGCAGAUCCUCAGUGGAGAUGAAAUCAGCAAAGAGCUGGACCGACUGCUUCAGGAGAAAGCCAACAACCAGCGAAUCAGAGACUGGAUUGAGGCCAAUCUCGAUGAGCAGCAGUGUGCUUCCAGCCAGUUUCUACGAGCAUUGAUGACAUCGGUGUGCCAGUCCGCCAUCAUAUGUGACAACCCGUACAAGGUGGAUGAGAAGCAGAUCAAAGAGAGAGCCAGUCUGCUGCAGAGAUACCUCUGUGACGAGGAGAAAGCGCUUCAGGCCCUUUAUGCCCUCCAGGCUCUCAUGGUGCACAUGGAGCAGCCUGCAAGCCUCCUGCUGAUGUUCUUCAACAAUCUUUACGACGAGGACGUGAUCGACGAGGAGGUCUUCUACAAGUGGGAGUCCUGCAAAGAUCCGGCAGAGCAAACGGGCAAAGGCGUAGCCUUGAAAUCCGUCACCGGCUUCUACACCUUCCUCCGCAACGCCGAAGAGGAGUCCGACAAGGACUGAGGAAUCGAAAUCCUGCUUUUCAUCAAGACGUGGGGGCGGCGGGGAGGGUUCGGCAGGAAACUGCGACGAGUAGUAGACAAUAUAUUUAGCCCAGAGUGGCAGACUCGAAUCAAUCCUCAAUGAGGAUAAAUCUUUAUUUUUCUUUUUUUCUUUUUGUUUUUUUUUUUUGUUUGAGAGAUGAACUCAGAAAACAAUCAUUUCUCCCUUCCCUCCUCUCCUGCUUUACACAGCAAGUGUCCUCAUGAAAUAAACUUGAAAACACACUCAGCAGGACUGCUUGUUAAUGACGUGUGAGAAUCCACACAUCACUACAAAACUGUUUUUUCUUUUUUUUUUUUUGUGUGUGUGUUUUUUUUUUUUCUCUUGUUUUUUGUCACAGUAACACAAACCAACUGGCUGCUUUUUCAUUCUCCUAGACGAUUAUGCCUAAAUAUCCUCUGAUCCUGCAGGAAGCAACCGCAGGGUGUGCGGUGCGGUGGGUUCCCUGACUCAUGGACGGAUCUAACUCGCAGGUCCUCUCUCUGUCCUUUACUGGAGUGUGCAGCAUGACUGAAGUGUGCUUCGAUUAAGAAUUCAGUGGGCAAAACGUUUGAGGACUUGAAACUGAACUGGGCAAAUGGGGGAGUUUUUAAUGCAAAGGUUGUCUAUUUUCUCUCUUCCUGUUUCCUAUCAUGAGCUUUCAGAGAACCGAUGUCGRCUUUGACUACAGGSCGUUGGUCUUAAUGCUUCCUCUAAGCCAUCUUUUCCCAUCCCCGGUAGUGAACCACACUGACUGACUCUUCAUCUUUACUUCUUCUGUACUUUAACCUGACACCUAUCGACCCAAUCACCGUUAGAAACUUGAAAUCUGCAGAAAGAAAAAAACAAAAAAAAAAAACGACUUGAUGAAAUUAAAUGUAUACAAAGGGGAAGGGAGAAGGGGAAUAAAACUAAAAUAAAAUAAAUAUUAAAAAAAAAACAGAAGUGAUCCGAAAGCCUUUUCUACUUUAAGUGGAAACUCAUUUCAGGACCUUUCUGUAAAUAUAUAAUGAUGAUGAUGAACUUUUUUUUUUUUUCCUGUUUUAUUUUUCAGAACCUAUGAAUUUCUGAUGUAAUUGCAGUGUCUCCUUUUCCAGCAGAAACCACAGUUGUCCAGAUGCAGAGAGGUGCUUUAGAUAAUUCAAUGAUUAUUAGUUUUAUUUGAAUUUUGUAAAUAUUUUUGUUUUGCUUUCUUUAUUUAAGAAAUGAUUGCUUCUUUUUGCAUCAGAAACUGGAAAGAUGAGGUGACAGAAACAUUACAAUAAAUGACUUAUUAAGUUGCUGUG